AUGAGCACAAGAAACCACAAAAUAGAGACAACUGAUAAGUGUAAUGAUGUCAGCAAAAGGUUCAAUUAUAGGUCAAAACUGAAUAUACAUAAAAAUUUCCUCACUGAAGACAAGCGCUACAAAUGUGAUGAGUGUGGGAAGACGUUCAGUAGAAAGACAAUACUAUUUAUUCAUUACAGAGUCCACACAGGAGAGAAACCAUACAUAUGUGAUGAAUGUGGGAAGGCUUUCAGUCAGAAAACAAAUCUAGUAGCUCAUCAGAGAGUCCAUACAGGAGAGAAACUGUAUAUAUGUGAUAAGUGUGGGAAGAGUUUCAGUCAUAAGUCAAGUCUAGUUAUUCAUCAAAGAGUCCACACAGGAGAGAAACCAUACAUAUGUGAUGAGUGUGGGAAGAGUUUCAGUUGGAAGAAAAGUCUAGUUAUUCAUCACAAAGUCCACACAGGAGAGAAACCAUUCAUAUGGUAUGCAUGUGGGAAGAGUUUCAAUCAACAGACCUAUCUACUUACUCAUCACAGAGUCCAUACAGGAGAGAAACCAUACAUAUGUGAUCAGUGUGGGAAGAGUUACAGUCAGAAGGCAAAUCUAGUUGCUCAUUACAGAGUCCACACAGGAGAGAAACCAUACAUAUGUGAUGAGUGUGGGAAGAGUUUCAGUCAUAAGAGAACUCUAGUUAUUCAUCAAAGUGUCCACACAGGAGAGAAACCAUACAUAUGUGAUGAGUGUGGGAAGAGUUUCAGUGAAAAGAGAGGUUUAGUUAUUCAUCAAAGAGUGCACACAGGAGAGAAACCAUACAUAUGUGGUGAGUGUGGGAAGAGUUUCAGUCAAAAGAGAAGUCUAGUUGUUCAUCAAAGAGUCCACACAGGAGAGAAACCAUACAUAUGUGAUGAGUGUGGGAAGAGUUUCAGUCAGAAGGCAAAUCUAGUUGCUCAUCACAGAGUCCAUACAGGAGAGAAACCAUACAUAUGUGAUGAGUGUGGGAAGAGUUUCCAUCAACAGAUUCAUCUACUUACUCAUCACAGAGUCCAUACAGGAGAGAAACUGUACAUAUGUGAUGAGUGCGGGAAGAGUUUCAGUCGUAAGAGUAGUCUAGUUAUUCAUCAAAGAGUCCACGCAGGAGAGAAACCAUACAUAUGUGAUGAGUGUGGGAAGAGUUUCAAUUAUAAGAGAAGUCUAUUUGCUCAUCAGAAGGUUCACAAAGAAGAGAAACCCUAUGUCUGCAAUGAGUGUGGGAAAGGACUUAUUCAGAAGUCAGAUCUACAUAUACACCUCAGAGUUCAUACAGGAGAGAAAUUCUAUUUAUGUGAUGUGUGUGGGAAAGGAUUCAAUCAGUAG
Trichosurus vulpecula (common brushtail) is the source of this 1332-nucleotide messenger RNA. RefSeq names its product zinc finger protein OZF-like. The record is from RefSeq and is a predicted model, not a curated record. The transcript has a single exon. NCBI's taxonomy places the organism in Eukaryota, Metazoa, Chordata, Mammalia, Diprotodontia, Phalangeridae. The coding region runs from base 1 to 1332 and encodes 443 amino acids.